Messenger RNA from Physella acuta, 1151 nucleotides. RefSeq lists its product as uncharacterized. Lineage: Eukaryota; Metazoa; Mollusca; Gastropoda; Physidae. The record is from RefSeq and is a predicted model, not a curated record.
UCUGGUAAAUAAACCUUUUCAAACAUCUUACACGUUUUGAUCUAGAUGUACAUAAACAUUAUGUUUGCCACAUAACAUCUUUUGAAAUGAUUGUCUACGAAGUUUUUCUCUUCUUUUUAUUCUCGAAUGUUCUCCUCGGUGAAUCAAAUGGAGCAAGACUACAAGGUGGAGCUGGUCCAUUCCAUAAUCGCAGUGAGCAUUUCAACCCAAUAAACUCUUGUAACGAUUUGGAUGCUUGCCUACCGCAGGGGAAAAAUCUUGAGAUAUUUUGCUGGCAAAGCUUUGAUUACGCUUACUGUGCCUAUAAUAUAACACAAAACAAAGAUUGCCAUCCAGGUUUAGUCCGAAUAGCCGAACACCUGCUCGAAGUACUAGAACAAAAUGGAGAGUUCAAAAGAUGUGGAUACUCUCCAGAUCCGAAUUCAGUCGUCGGGUUUUCGUUUGACAGAAGCAGAUUGGACCUCGUACCUUGCUAUGAUUUUUAUAUUUAUCAGGAAGAACCACUAACACGGGACCGCUACCAGAAAGUGUGUUUUAUUCUCGACGGGUGUUGGGAUAAACAAAACCCAACCUGCGAUGAGUGGAAUCGGAUGUUGUACUGCUGUGUGGCGAUAAUGCAGAACUCAAGAUGCAGGAUCUACAGAGGGCGGCUGGCUUUAGAUAAUUGGAGGAUAUUUAAACAGAAAGGCGUUAUGGAUAUGUGCGGAUUAGGCUAUAGCCCACAGGCGGACUACGUUUCCUACCACUUUGAAAACAAACAUGACAUCAAAUGCUACAAUUUAAGCACAAUUCAAGGCUUUGAGUAUUCAACCAACACGAAUCAACCAACAGUUAUUAAAGGAAACACUUGGUUUGUUGUGCUGGCGAUAGGGAUCAUCCCCGUUCUUGUCAGUAUGUGAGACCUAAAGCCACUCUCUGAGGAAUAUGUUUCCUUACCAGCAGUAAAAAAAAGUAAAAAAAAUGGCAAAAGUGUUGAUCAAAACUUACCAAAGGCAAAUAAAGUAUUAGCAUUAAUUAAAAUUCAACAUAAAUAACAACAUUCUGAUUUGAAAGAUCAUUAUCAAAUCAACCAAAUAUCCAAUUACUUUAGUAAAAAAGCUACUUUCAGUAUGAUUAGAACAUUUAAUUAAAAUAAUGUAUAUCAAGAUACU